Molecule: messenger RNA, 2169 nt
Organism: Aspergillus nidulans FGSC A4
Lineage: Eukaryota; Fungi; Ascomycota; Eurotiomycetes; Eurotiales; Aspergillaceae
Exons: 5
Coding region: 1-2169 (722 amino acids)
Source: RefSeq, a predicted model, not a curated record
AUGUCGGCGGCUAUUGCCCUUCCCCUCUUGAAUUCCAUUGGGUGUUGCCUGCUUCUAUCUGUGUCUAACCGCCGCCCAGUCUCACCAAAUCCACAUCUUGACUCAAAUGCAGGGUCCUACUCUGUUGGAUUUAAAGACAUACCUCAAACCAUGGGUGUCAGUCAGCUUAACUACCCGGUCGCAUUGCACUGUCUCGGUAUACGAAAGGGGAGAGGACCCAUGGCUGUAUCCCUAAACUCUCGCGAUGAUAUGUCAUCAGUCCCUCUGCAGGUGGAGGCUCCUUUCAAAACUACGUUCUCCAACCGCAUCUCAGUCAAAGCACGCCAGGACUCGGGAAGGACAUUGAGGAAACCAGCAGGAUCUAUUUUCGCUCUUGUCUUUGAAGGCUUUCUUUGCUUGAUUGCAUUGUGUUUCAUAGGUACUCACCUUACCUCUAAACGCCCGUUCCUCACUACAAGCUUGAUUACUGAGUACGGACACGUAGCACUUGCACUCGUGGCAUUAUGCAUACGGAACAGGCCGACAGGCGAUAGCCUGGGAUCUGCCAUGGAGCAAGCCAUGAGACUGGGCCCUACUAUAUACCCUAUUCUCUUUGCGGCGUUACUUUCGCGCUCUCUUAAAAGCAUUGGGCGAUAUUGCGCCCAAAGGUCCGUUCGCAUGUCGAAACUAUGGGCCUUAAUGAAUACCAAUGCAACUGCGGAUCCCAUCCUCCAUCUCGUUAGCAUGCCGGCCUCGAUACUUGUCUGGGGGCUGCUUGUUCUGUGGAUUAUGUCACCCUUAGGAGGCCAGAGUACUAUACGGCUGCUGUACAAGGCGAAUAUCACCAAUGAAACUCACCCCGAACUUCGUUACUGGGAUAGCGGUCCGUUGGGAAAUAUGUUCAUUAACGUUGGGAUAAUGGAAGGUAACGAUGGCAGCUGGCCAUUGUCUAUGAGAGAUAUCUACUCUGCCAGUCUGAUGCAGAGCGUUAGUACUAAAGCUGGGCCGCUUGAUCAAUGGGGAAAUGUUAAGAUACCGCGCAUUGAAGCAGGUAAUGAGUCUCAAGUUGACUCCGCUGGUUGGAUGCCCAUCAAGAAAUCGCUUGGGGCUGAGACGUUCACGUCCUUGUUCGGCAUGCCGAUCGUCGGCCUGUCCGAUAUGAAAAAGCAAGGUGACCUCAAUUUGACGAUAGAGGCUACAUAUGUCGUGCUUUCAGAACCGUCGACAUACAGCACGUCAAAUCCACGUACCCUCCGGUUCAACAACACUGUUGGCGAUACCACAGUCACAACAUGUCAAGUAACCCAGCGCAUGGUAGAGGCAUUUAUUGAAUGUGUGGAUGGGAGCUGCGAAGCUACCAAAGUUCGCCCAUCAACAACCGACCUUCGUGAUAAGAACUUCACGAGUUUCGACUACUGGGCUUGGAUUGUCCUAGAUAUGCUGACAAGCGUCGGCUCGCAGAAACCCCAACGAGAGGUCAUGUGGGGGGUAGGCUCGUCCGUUCUCUUCCUGAACGAUUCUAGUUCUUUUUUAAUGCAAACUGGCAUCAGUGGCUCACAGGCUGAAGUGAAUAUAUCCAACAUAGACCCGGAGCUCUUCUCUACGAGAGCAUCUAUCCUUCUGAACACAGGUCUUCAAGCCUUCAUGGCGCCUACAGGUUUUUCUGGCGAGCUACCAACCAACCUAAGCCUAUACGGUGUCCCUCACGUACCUGGACGUGGGCUACAGGCCAUGGCUAAUCAAACGGCUUUGGACACGUUUGAGUAUACCGUAUAUGCUCCUCCAAAACAGCUCUUGAAUAUGUUGAACGAUCUCGCGCCUUUUGUGGGCGCUUCUACCAACGCCACCUUUGUUCGUUACACGGAGGUCUACCGCCCCGACUACGUGUGGGCAGUCAUUCUUAUCAUAUCUUCUGUUCUUCUCUUUGGGGUUGGAGUUGCAGGUAUUUGCGUCAGGUUCAAGACGUUCGCGCCGAACAUGUUUGAUCCUGUGGCAGCCCUGACGUAUAGCAAUCCGUACAUAUCCUUGACUGGACGGGAAUACGACCCGCUUGAUGCGGACGAACGGGCCAAUCUCCUUGGUGACAAAAGAGUUCAAAUUGGUGAAGUUGAUGAUUAUAAGGGCGUGAAGGCUGUCUUUGGCGAGGCAGGUUAUGUUACGCCUUUGCGGCUGGGGAUUCCGUAUCAUUGA